Molecule: messenger RNA, 831 nt
Organism: Galendromus occidentalis (western predatory mite)
Lineage: Eukaryota; Metazoa; Arthropoda; Arachnida; Mesostigmata; Phytoseiidae
Product: alpha-tocopherol transfer protein-like
Exons: 2
Coding region: 1-831 (276 amino acids)
Cellular component (GO): membrane
Molecular function (GO): phosphatidylinositol bisphosphate binding
Source: RefSeq, a predicted model, not a curated record
AUGGGAGAGAUCCUGCCGUGGGAGGAAAAAGCCCUUGAGGAGCUCAAUGACGUCCCCGAGCUCCGGGAAGAACGUCUGAAGCAGUUUGCAGAGAAGCUCGCGGAACUUCAGUCCGACGAUUUCCGACCACUGCUGCAGAGAGAUUUUCUGAUGAUGUUCUUGCGGACUCGAAAAUUCGACGUGGCACGCGCUUUGAAAUCGUACGUGGCGGCUUUUUCCAUGCAUAAGGCUGAUCCCACUGUGUUCUGGCCAAAAGGGAAAGGCCCCGCGGACUACAGGCUCGUAUUGGAGCUUCCGAUUUGCAAAGUGAUGCCGAAGAAGAACUCAGACGGUACAACGGUCAUCGUGUGCACCUACCUGCGUUACACUUCGGAUCUCUUCAGCAUUCUGGACGUGAUCACGGUGUCGACCAUGAUCUGCGCCCACCUUCUCCGCGAUCCAUAUAUCCAGACGUAUGGCGUCACCUGCGUCUUCGACUACCGAAACCUCCAAGUUAAACAUCUCCGAUCCAUCCCGAUAAAAUAUUACAAGGCAGUCGCUAUCGCUGUCCGUGACGGUUGUCCCGCUCGACUCCGCGGUUUCCAUCAUGUGUUCGCCCCCACUUUCAUGUCGCUGAUGUUCUACGCGUUGCGGCCACUUCUCAACAGGAAGCUAAGUUCGCGGACCCAUUUCCACUCGAAAGUCGCCGAUCUUCAUCAACUUGUCUGUACGGAAGCGCUGCCCGAUGAACUGGGCGGUACCGCUGGGAAGAUGGCUCCCGGAGCGUUCGAGGAAGACCUCUUAGCGAGCCACGAUGAAUACGUUCGAUCGAGCUAUUACGGGUUCUCAUGA